AUGUCUGUACCAACCACAGAAGACUGGCUGCAAAUUUCUAAAAGUUUUUAUGAAAAAACACAAUUCCCAAAUUGUGUUGGUGCAGUCGACGGAAAGCAUGUACGAUUGGAAUGUACAAAAAAUAGUGGAUCACAGUACUUUAACUAUAAACACUUUUAUUCCCUUAUUCUUCUUGCUAUAUGUGAUGCUGAUUAUUGUUUUCGGAUUAUUGAUGUUGGUUCCUAUGUUAAUUUUCCACCUGACAACGUCUUACCUGGAGAUGAAAAAGGUAUACCUCAACCAUAUGUGAUUGUUGGUGAUGAGGCAUUUGCAUUAAAUAAACAUUUACUAAGGCCCUUCCCAGGAAAAUCUUUAAAUGAUCAAAGAAGAACAUUCAAUUAUCGGCUAUCAAGAGCGCGGCAAAACAUUGAAUGUACUUUUGGUAUUUUAAGUAAUAAAUGGAGAAUAUUUCAUACAUCUAUUUUAGCAUCUCCAGAUUUUGCAGUCAAAAUUACAAAAGCCGCUUGUGUUCUCCAUAACUUUUUACGCCACAGAGAUGGUUUCAGUGCAGAAGAUACAUUUAACUGCAAAAUGGAAGACUACACUAUCAAAAAAGGUAUAGGAAAUGCCUCGUUAGAAGCCAAAGAAGUGAGAGAAUAUUUUGUCAAUUAUAUAAACUCACCUGGAAAUAUUUUAAGCUGGCAAAACAAAGUAAUUGGGUGA
Molecule: messenger RNA, 702 nt
Organism: Aphis gossypii (cotton aphid)
Lineage: Eukaryota; Metazoa; Arthropoda; Insecta; Hemiptera; Aphididae
Product: putative nuclease HARBI1
Exons: 2
Coding region: 1-702 (233 amino acids)
Source: RefSeq, a predicted model, not a curated record